CAAGCCACGUCUGCUUACAUCUAUCCAUCAUUGUCGAGCUCCCCUCACUCCUUUUUCCCUCUUUUCCAUUUCAUUUCUUUAAUUUGAAAAAAAGAAGAAGAAGAACGAUGACAAGUUCAAUUUGCAGAUCAUUGCGACCAGUGAUUCCUCCUCGUUCUACUCCGAGGCUCCUCGGACUGUCGGAGCUUCACCGUCCGACCACCACUCAACCGCCCCAACAACCCAACUCCGCCGUCAUUAACGGCCACGCUCCCUCCGAUUUGCUGACCGACCGGCCCUCUCAGCCCUGGGCCCACCACCCGCUGACCAUUCUCUACCGUAUGUCAAAUCUCCGAGGCGCGGGAAAGAACGACAGGGAAGGCUUCUCUACGGCGGCGUUUUCGCUCCACAGGCAUCAUCCUCAAACCCUAGCUUUUAACACCUUUGGAUUGAGAGGAUUCAGUACUACUACGGUUGGAUCGGCGGUGCCGAGGGAGAUUGAGGCAAAGGGGAAGCGAUUCGGCACCGCGAAGAAGAUUUCUUUUUGCAUGACCAUUUUGUGAGCUCAUAAAUUCCAUCACUAGCCCUGAUUCCUUUAGUAAGUUCCUUAAAAGAUCAGGGUAGAUUGUGUGGGACGUUACAAGUGGUUGCAAAUUCUAUCGUGAACUGUGAUGGACCACACACAAUAGGAUCCCCAUUGUAGGUGCAACGCAAGGACAUGUCAGCAUAAAUAAGAACGUAUACACCUGCCGUUACGCUAACACAUCAAUAAAUGAGCUACUAUUUUUGUUUUUC
Morus notabilis is the source of this 774-nucleotide messenger RNA. RefSeq lists its product as uncharacterized. NCBI's taxonomy places the organism in Eukaryota, Viridiplantae, Streptophyta, Magnoliopsida, Rosales, Moraceae. The record is from RefSeq and is a predicted model, not a curated record. The transcript is spliced from 2 exons. The coding region runs from base 108 to 542 and encodes 144 amino acids.